AUGAAUUCACUCUUUCUCGUCUUCGUAUAUACCGUUGCCUUGCUAUACGAAUCUGCAAGUCUAGCACGCGAAGACGAAAAGGAUACGCAGUAUGAGUGCGGAAAACGCCAGAAAUCGGAACAUAUUUCUGCAAGAAUCAUUAAUGGUACCGAGGCUCCCCCGCAUCACUGGCCCUGGAUGGUCGCAAUCUAUAAUUCAAACGAUACCUUACUCUGCGGAGGGGUCUUAAUUGCCGAGGAAUAUGUGGUAACGGCAGCACAUUGUUUUCGAAAUCAAGACGCUGAUGAGUUUUCACUUCGUCUUGGAACCACACUCAGAACCAAUGUUUCACAAUGUAACACUCCACAAGAUUCUAAUAUACGAGAAACGAAAACCAGAAAUCCGGAAGUAUCUCCAAAAUUAGAUGAAGAAUACCAUGAGAAUCCUGAAAGCCAGGUGAUCUGUGUUGAAGUUGAAAGCAUCUGCACCCCUAUUCAAGACAACUGUUGCCUUUUCAUGAAAGACAUUGCUGUUGUAAAAUUAAAAACGAAAGUCAAAUAUACGGACUAUAUUCAGCCAAUCUGCCUUCCGAAAACCUGUGUCGAUCCCCCUCCAAGAAGUACACCCUAUGCUGCUGGCUGGGGAGGAAUAUAUGAGUAUUAUGAAUAUUAUGAAGACGAAGAAGAAAUAGACGACCUUGACAUUCGGAAACCAAUAAACAAAACAUCAAGUGAAGUAACUAGCGUCGAACCACAAACGGAAGAAACAAACUUGCUCAUAUCUCGAGACGCAAACACACUGAUGGAACGAAAAUUGGAUUUCAUGGAUCAGGAGCAAUGCUCUGUCCAAAUGAAAAGCCAAGUUCCUGGCUACAUCAUUUGCACGACUGGAGGAGUAUGUAAUGGAGACAGCGGAGGACCCUUGAUGUACGAAGAUAACGGUCGGUGGACUCUUAUUGGUGUGGUUUCUGACGGGCCAGAUGACUGCUUUUUCCCGGAGAGACCUUUGCUCUUUGUGAAGGUCUCGCACUUUGUGGACUCGCUUAUUUCGAAAUUUAUGCAAGCUGAAAGUAACAAUGACAAAAAUGCCACGUGUGCUACCGAGGAUGCCCGUAAAGAGUGUGUAACGAAGUUCUAUCAGUUCUACAACCGGUCUGUAGAACUAUAA
Molecule: messenger RNA, 1146 nt
Organism: Ixodes scapularis (black-legged tick)
Lineage: Eukaryota; Metazoa; Arthropoda; Arachnida; Ixodida; Ixodidae
Product: enteropeptidase-like
Exons: 6
Coding region: 1-1146 (381 amino acids)
Biological process (GO): proteolysis
Molecular function (GO): serine-type endopeptidase activity
Source: RefSeq, a predicted model, not a curated record